GCUGUCGCUUUCUUGUUCACUGCAAUUUAGAGCCUGUUCCCUGAUUGGUCGGUGCUCUCGCUGUUCGCUUGCUCGCUGCCCGACAUUGACGCCGGUCGGUGGAGGAAAGAAAUGGGUUGCGCGGCGUCGCGGCUGGAGAACGAGGACUGCGUUCGCCGCUGCAAGGAACGUCGCCGCCUUAUGAGAGAGGCCGUCUACUCCCGCCACCACCUCGCCUCCGCUCAUGCUGACUACCUCCAUUCCCUCCGGCUCACCGGCUCCGCCCUCACCCGCUUUGCACUCGGCGAGCCUCUCGCUGUCUCCGAGGAGGCUCCGCUCGUUUUCCUCCCUUCUUACGCCUCCUCCAUCCCCACUGCUGCAGUUGGCUCCACACUCCCAGCUCCCAAACCCAUGCCUAAACCCUCCUCCGCUCGCUCUACACCAGGGCCACCUCCCCUGUACCGUCCCUUCCAUUCCCAUUGCUUCUCACAGUCGCCUUCCCCUCCUGCUUCCGUCGUUUCCGCCUCACCUUCCUUCCGAAAGCAGUCUUCGGCAGCAACAUCCGAAGCCGGCCAACCGCGGUUCCCGCCGUGGAACUCGACAUACACCGCCACUCCUUCUCAGUCUUCCUCCGCUUGGGACUGGGAGAAGUGCUACCCUCCUUCGCCCCCCGAUUCCGAUUUUUUUGAUCGUAAGAAGAAGUCGGAGAUCGAGGCGAGGAAUCGCGUCCAACAUCACCUCCCGCCGGAAGAAGAAGGGGAAGAGUCAGACGAGGGGCCAUCGGCCCGAGAUGAAGAAGGUCGAGUAGGAAGGGAAGAGGUCUAUUACAGUGAAUGGGACGAGCGCUGCAGCAGCCCCACCAACUCUUCCGAGCCGGAGCGGCGGGAGAACCGGGAGGCCGAGAGGGACACACUCUCUCGAACCGAAAGCAUGGCCACCAGAUCCGGUUACGCCCACAGCCAGGCGCCGCCCUCGGAACUCGCAUCGUCCGCAGCGGCGGAGGUGAAGUCUCGUCCGCGACCUGCGUCGGACGCAUGGUCGUCCUCCGCCAGGUGGAAGAACGGCGUCCAGGAGGAGACAAUUUCGUCAUCUGCUGCAGCAGUCGCUGAGCUCCCUGUGGUGGUGCGCCACCGCAACCUGGCGGAGAUUGCGGGUGCCAUCGAGGAGCUCUUUGUCAAGGCGUCCAACGCAGGCAGCGUCCUCUCCGAUCUCCUCGACGUUGGCCGCGCCCACUUCGACGGCAGCUUCCGGCAGCUCAAGAAGACGGUGUAUCACUCGAACAGCGUCCUCAGCGCUCUGUCUUCAAGUUGGACGUCAAAGCCUCCUCUAGCAAUUCGGUAUCGCUUGGACACAGCUGCUUUAGAGGAAUCAGGUGGCCGGAAAAGCCUCGGCUCCACCUUGGAGCGUCUCUUGGCUUGGGAAAAGAAGCUCUUCGAAGAGGUUAAGGCAAGAGAAGGUGUAAAGAUUGAGCAUGAGAAGAAGCUUUCAUCUUUGCAGAGCCAGGAAUUUCGAGGAAAGGAUGAAGCUAAACUGGACAAGACCAAGGCUUCUAUAAAGAAACUCCAAUCACUGAUCAUAGUGACAUCUCAAGCAGUCACAACCACAUCUUCUGCCAUCACCAAAGUCCGUGAUGAUGAGCUCGCACCACAGCUUGUUCAAAUUUGUUAUGAGGUAUUGAAUAUGUGGAGACAAAUGAAUCACUUCCAUGAUGCUCAACACCAAAUAGUGCAACAAGUCCGAGGCCUUGUGAACAGUGGACUUACCGGUGAGCCAACGUCCGACUUGCAUCGGUUGGUGACGCGUGACCUUGAAGCUGCUGUCUCAGCGUGGCAUUCAAGCUUCAACCGUCUCAUCAAAUACCAUCGCGAUCACAUUCGUGCUUUAGUUGGCUGGCUUAAGCUUACACUCAUCCAAGUCAGUAGUGACGAGCACCGUAGAGAUCAUUCUUCGCCUAUAGCCACUGGACUCUCAGCCUUCUGUGAUGAGUGGAAGCAAGCUCUAGACCGCCUACCUGAUACCGUGGCCUCUGAGGCUGUCAAAAGUUUCAUGAACGUCAUCCAUGCCAUCUACACGAAACAGGCAGAGGAAUUGAAGUUGAAGAAGAAGGCCGAUACUUACUCAAAAGAGCUCGAGAAGAAAUCCACAUCACUGAGAAGCAUCGAGAAAAGAUACUACCGAUCCUACUCGAUGGUAGGCAUUGCACUUCCAGGCAAUGCCCACCGCAAUGACGGGCAGGGCUUUGAUGCACACGACCCAUUGGCAGAAAAGAAAUCGGAGAUUGCAGCAUGCCAGAGGAAGGUAGAAGACGAGAUGAUGAGGCAUGCCAAGGCAGUGGAGAUCACUCGGUCGCUGACCCUUAACAAUAUACAGACUGGUUUGCCCGGUGUGUUUCAGGCACUGACUGGGUUCUCCAGUAUGUUGGUGGAAGCCAUGGAAGGUGUUUGCCGUCGCGCAAGGUCUGUUUGAUUAAACAAACACCUUGAUACGUUUUUUUGGUUAGUUUCUUUCUUAUUUCUACAAUAGCAAAGAUUAUAUAUAUAUAUCUAUAGUUUAUAAACAGGAAUAAAAAAUCUGGUGUGUUGUCAGUUGAUCGAGUUGGAUAACUUGGUGUACAUAUCAUUUUUGAUACAUUGUGUUAGGCCCUUUCUGGAAUGUGGGAGGGAGGAUGGAGUUUUCUGUACUCGAAAAAUGGCUUGGCUUGAUUUUGCUUGGCUUGGCUUGGCUUGUGUUUUGAAUAAAGAUCAACUUGGCUUGUGCAUGGUUGGUGUGGCA
Messenger RNA from Zingiber officinale, 2751 nucleotides. RefSeq names its product protein ROLLING AND ERECT LEAF 2-like. NCBI's taxonomy places the organism in Eukaryota, Viridiplantae, Streptophyta, Magnoliopsida, Zingiberales, Zingiberaceae. The record is from RefSeq and is a predicted model, not a curated record. The transcript has 4 exons. Bases 112 to 2445 code for a protein of 777 amino acids.